This is a messenger RNA of Felis catus (domestic cat), 2084 nucleotides long. RefSeq names its product gap junction protein beta 3 (gene GJB3). The record is from RefSeq and is a predicted model, not a curated record. Gene Ontology annotation, cellular component: connexin complex. Gene Ontology annotation, biological process: cell communication. Bases 408 to 1220 code for a protein of 270 amino acids. Lineage: Eukaryota; Metazoa; Chordata; Mammalia; Carnivora; Felidae. The transcript has 2 exons.
CGUGUGGGCGAGUCAUGAUUGCAGGCUGUCCCGGGCCACAGCACUUAACAGUUUAGAGUGCCUCCCGCCCCUGAUCUCAUUGGAGCCUUUGCAACAGCCCUGCCCAUGGCCACCGAUGCCCCCAUUUCCCACAUGAAGAAACCGAGGCUCGGAGCAGCGACGAGCCCCUCGGAAGGCCGCCCCGGCGGCGGGUGGCAGCGGGACUAGACGCGGACCCCUUGCGGCCGAGCCGGCUCCCAGGCUCCUCCCCGGCCCUCCCUCCUCCGCGCCGCCCCCCUGGCUGAGCCCGCCGCCGCCGCGCGCCUGGCCUCCACUGCAGAGCCCGGCUCCCGCCCCUCCGCCGCCGCGCGGGGCUCCCGGACGCGGGCUCCCGGUGGGCACGGCCCCCGGCACGCCCGCCAAGCACCAUGGACUGGAAGACGCUGCAGGCCCUCCUGAGCGGCGUGAACAAGUACUCCACGGCAUUUGGGCGCAUCUGGCUGUCGGUGGUGUUCGUCUUCCGCGUGCUGGUGUACGUCGUGGCCGCGGAGCGCGUGUGGGGGGACGAGCAGAAGGACUUCGACUGCAACACCAGGCAGCCCGGCUGCACCAACGUCUGCUACGACAACUUCUUCCCCAUUUCCAACAUCCGCCUCUGGGCCCUGCAGCUCAUCUUCGUUACGUGCCCCUCGCUGCUGGUCAUCCUGCACGUGGCCUACCGGGAGGAGCGCGAGCGCCGGCACCGCCAGAAGCACGGGGACCAGUGCGCCAAGCUGUACGCCAACGCGGGCAAGAAGCACGGCGGCCUGUGGUGGACCUACUUGUUCAGCCUCAUCUUCAAGCUCCUCAUCGAAUUCCUCUUCCUCUACGUGCUGCACACGCUCUGGCAUGGCUUUAGCAUGCCACGCCUGGUGCAGUGUGACAACAUGGCGCCCUGCCCCAACAUCGUGGACUGCUACAUCGCGCGGCCCACCGAGAAGAAGGUCUUCACCUACUUCAUGGUGGGUGCCUCUGCCGUCUGCAUCGUGCUCACCAUCUGCGAGAUCUGCUACCUCAUCUUCCACAGGGUCCUGCGAGGCAUAGCCAGGAACAAGCCCCCGAAGGGCCACAGCCUCCCAUCCUCCACCAGCCGGGCCUCCACCUGCCGCUGCCACCACAAGCUGGUGGAGGCUGGGGAGCUGGGCUCCGACUCUGGCGACGACAAGAGACACGCGUCUGCACCCAGCAUGACCCCCAUCUGACCACAGGCUGGGGAGCGACGCUGGAGCUGCCAGUGGGGACAGAUGGGCAGUACUGCACGGGGGGAGGGGUCCUACAGGUGCUGGGUGCCCCCACUUUGAAUUCGCUACUCUAUCCCGUUUCAUUUUUGGCAGAUUUUUUGAGCACUGGGCACUGUGCUGUCUACCCAGGUAUAAGUCACACCCCAGAACUAGUGCCAGCCCUUGGGGGAGACAGACGUCGAAACAAACAAAUCAACGACUGAGUGCGAGGGGACCCCCAGGAGGCUCCCAGCAGAGCUUCCGCCUAACCCAGGAGGGAGUGAUCAGGAGAGACUACCCUGAGUACAAAAUGUUUGAGAGAGGUGAGAAGGGCUUCCUAGACGAGAAAGCGGCAGGUGUUUGCAGGGGAGAUGUUUGCCCUGGUUUGGAAGCACCGGAUCAAAGGGAGUUUCAUUCCCUUGGGAGAAGCACCCAGGUUCUGGGCUGGAAAGGAAGUAGUCUCUAAGCAGUGGGAGGUCCAAAGGCCUGAGGGUGAGCUUGUGAAGGGGAGGAGAUGGCUCUGUGACGCCACCUGCUGCUCGAGAUACUCGGGUGUCCUCCUGGUCCCCACUGUCCUCAGGGGAAGCCCCCUUUCUCCCAGUUCUGCUCCUCCCAGGCUCAGACAGCUUUUCUGCCGUCUUCUUGCCACAAACGUGCUCAACCUAGUGCCAGCCUCUCAGACUCUGCUGCCAGAGACUCAAGGUAGAUGUUCCUUGAAAUCAAUAAAGGCUGUGUUUGGGGCGCCUGGGUGGCGCAGUCGGUUAAGCGUCCGACUUCAGCCAGGUCACGAUCUCGCGGUCCGUGAGUUCGAGCCCCGCGUCAGGCUCUGGGCUGAUGGCUCGGAGC